UUCUCCUGGGUGGAAUUAAUUUUACGUUUUGAGUCGUCCCGAGCCAAUAGCCUGACGUAUUUUGUUUAACUAUGAUAGUUAUAUUGAUAUAUCCUGAUCACUAAACGAAUAACUAUUUGGAGCCAUACAUAUAUAAACAGUCGACUGCCCAUACAAUUCUUUCCAGUAAACAUCUUCUACUGUUUCCUUUUCUUCCCAUUCAACCAGUUACCAUGACAAGUCACCUUCAAGUCGACGUGUAUGUCGCACCAGCGAUACCGAUAGCGAAUAAUCACCCAGAUCCAUCGAAAAAAUGGUUCUCCCCAAUCUGCUGCACCCUCAUUCAAGGCCCUACCUCCGCCGUCCUGGUCGAUACGCCCCUGACAGUCGAACUCUCCCAAGGACUAGCCGAGUGGAUUAAGAAGACGGCACCGGAGAAGAAACUUCUCUUCAUCUAUACCACCCAUGCCCACGGAGACCAUUUUCUGGGUAACCCGGUCCUCCGACACCACUUUCCCGAGGCCAAGUGUGUAGCGACUUCGUCAGUCGUCAGCGGCAUUCAGAAGGGGUGGCCUGGUAGUGUGGAUAAGUGGAGGAAGAUGUUCCCAGACGACCAGGUAGCAGAAAACCAGGCUGUCCCCGACCCGCUCACGACAGGAGGCGAGUUUGAAAUCGACGGAUAUGGUUUCUUCGGCGUCAAUGUGCCACAUUCCGAUACAGAGGCUUCGUCGUUUCUGCAUGUGCCUGACCUACGAUUAGUCGUUUGUGGCGAUAUCGUCUACGGCGACUGUUAUCAAUAUCUCGGAGAGGCCAACACGGCAGAGAAAAGGAGAAAGUGGUUGGAGGCUCUAGAUCAGAUCGCGGCCUUGGACCCGCACAUUGUUGUACCUGGUCAUAAACGGGCAUCACAGGCAGAUGGGUCGUAUCUGAUUGCCGCGAUGAAGGAAUAUAUUAUCGCAUUUGAAGAUGAGCUGAAAAAGGCCGGGAAUGCGAGUGAGCUUGAGCAGGCGAUGCUGAUGCGGUAUCCCCAGCGGUGGAACAAGUUUCUCUUGGAGUGGAGCUGCAAAAGCUCGGUGGAUGAGUUAUUGGCCUAAGCGCAUGUGAAUGACAUGGCGCAUAUGUUUGUAAUUCAUACAUGAUGAGAAGCAUAGCUAUCAAUACUUCCAUGGAGACACCAAUCAAUGUGAUUUCCAGCAACCGAAAAAAGGAUUACUGAACCCGAGCCGGGUGGGACUCAAACCCUGUCAUCGGCCAAUGAAGUCUUCGGGAGAAAGAGUCACUGACGAAUAGAAAAGUCAUUGUGGCUUCGACAGCUUACCAAUCAUACGAUUACGCUGCAAUUGAAGAACAGUUCAUAUUUGAACUCCAGCGUGGCAACACUCACUGCCGACCCCUCUUUCUUUCGUCCGCAGGAAUGCCAUCUUCGACACAUUCUCAACAUCAUGCCUUAGAACGAGACUCAGAACGACUCAUAAAUGUCAUCCCCACUCACUCCGCUCGGGUCUAGCCCGUCAGAUCUAGAUCCCACACCAGAACUGACCUCUUUGCUUUCCG
Aspergillus wentii DTO 134E9 is the source of this 1533-nucleotide messenger RNA. Its product is annotated as MBL fold metallo-hydrolase. The transcript is spliced from 2 exons. Lineage: Eukaryota; Fungi; Ascomycota; Eurotiomycetes; Eurotiales; Aspergillaceae. The record is from RefSeq and is a predicted model, not a curated record. Bases 213 to 1073 code for a protein of 286 amino acids.